CCGUUAGCUUUUCUAGUUGAAGCUUGUAACUUUCGCAUUUCAGAAACAGGGUUCCCUGUUUUUCCAUGGCUAAAACGGCACCAAACUUGUGUUUCUCUCCCUUGAAUCAAAACCAAAACCGUAGAGAAAACUUGUUGUUAUCUAAAAACGGUUGCUUUAUCCAUAAACCUUCUUCAAAAAUCACUCUCUUGUCUCCAAUUUUCAGCUCUUGCACCCCUAUCCGAAUCUCAGCUUCGCCGAGAAGAUCCAUUGAUCUCCAUCUUACAGAUUAUAAUGCCAAAAUUCUUCAAUUCUGCGAGUUGGGUGAUCUUCAAAAUGCCAUGGAAUUGCUUUUCAUGUCUAAAAAACCUGAACUUGAACCCAGAACGUACAGCUCUGUUUUACAGCUUUGUGCUGGUUUAAAAUCAUUAACGGAUGGUAAAAAAGUUCAUUCGAUCGUUGAUUCUAAUAAUGUUCUACUCGAUGAACUCUUGGGCUCGAAGCUUGUAUCCUUUUAUGCAACUUGUGGGGAUUUAAAGGAAGCAAGGAGGGUUUUCGAUAGAAUGGAGAAAAAGAAUGUUUAUUUGUGGAAUUUUAUGGUGAGUGAGUAUGCAAAAAUUGGGGAUUUCAGGGAGAGCAUUCGUUUGUUCAAGAUGAUGGUGGAAAAGGGAAUUGAAGUGAACUCUUACACCUUUUCUUGCGUUCUGAAGUGUUUAGCAGCUCUUGGAGGUCUUAAAGAAGGUGAAUGUGUUCAUGGGUAUUUGUUGAAACUGGGUUUUGGUUGUUGUAAUAGUGUUGUGAACUCUCUUAUUGCGUUUUACUUCAAGGGCAGAAGACCUGAAAGUGCCUAUGAACUGUUUGAUAAAUUGUGUGACCGAGAUGUUAUAUCAUGGAACUCUAUGAUAAGUGGCUAUGUAUCAAAUGCUCUUGCACAGAGAGGGCUGGAGAUCUUUAAAGAGAUGUUGCAUUUGGGUGUUGAAGUCGAUUCGGCUACUAUUGUAAGUGUUCUUGUCGGUUGUGCGAAUUCGAGUACUCUUUCAUUGGGGAAGGCUGUUCAUGCUUUGGCAAUGAAAUCUUGUUUUGAGAGGAGAAUCAACUUUAGUAACACUUUACUAGACAUGUAUUCGAAAUGUGGUGAUCUCGAUGGUGCCUUACGAGUUUUCGAGAAGAUGGGAGAAAGAAAUGUUGUGUCAUGGACUUCUAUGAUAGCAGGUUACACCCGGGAUGGCCGGUCUGAUGGAGCCAUCAGAUUGCUCCAACAAAUGGAGAAGGAAGGUGUUAAACUAGAUUUAAUUGCUAUCACAAGCAUUCUUCAUGCUUGUGCUAGAAGUGGUUCGUUGGAAAAUGGCAAGGAUGUACAUGGUUACAUAAAAGCAAAUAACAUGGAAUCAAAUUUGUUUGUGUGUAAUGCACUAAUGGAUAUGUAUGCUAAAUGUGGAAGCAUGGACGAUGCAAAUUCUGUCUUCUCGUCGAUGGCCGUGAAGGACAUUGUUUCUUGGAAUACCAUGAUUGGGGGUUACUCGAAGAAUUGUCUUCCCAACGAAGCUCUUACAACGUUUGCUGCAAUGCUCGAAGAAUUGAAACCCGACAGCAGAACUAUGGCAUGUAUUCUCCCUGCAUGUGCCAGCCUAUCUGCUCUAGAAAGAGGCCAAGAAAUUCAUGGUCACGUAUUGAGAAACGGGUAUUCUUCGGAUCAACAUGUUGCAAACGCACUCGUCGACUUAUAUGUAAAGUGUGGAGUUCUAGGUCUUGCACAAUUACUUUUCGAUAUGAUUUCUUCUAAAGAUUUAGUCUCAUGGACAGUAAUGAUUGCCGGAUAUGGUAUGCAUGGGUUUGGGAAUGAAGCUAUUACUACCUUAAAUGAGAUGAGAGAUGCAGGAAUUGAGCCAGAUGAAGUCUCCUUCAUUUCUAUAUUGUAUGCCUGCAGCCAUUCUGGACUACUUGAGGAAGGUUGGAGAUUCUUCUACAUAAUGAAAAAUGAUUUCAACAUUGAACCCAAAUUGGAACACUAUGCCUGCAUGGUAGAUCUUCUUUCUCGGACUGGUAAUCUUUCAAAGGCAUAUGAAUUCAUCGGAACCAUGCCUAUUGCACCAGAUGCCACAAUCUGGGGAUCUUUGCUUUGUGGCUGCAGGAUUUACCAUGAUGUUGAAUUAGCCGAGAAAGUUGCAGAACGCGUCUUCGAGCUAGAGCCAGAAAAUACCGGAUAUUACGUGCUCUUAGCUAAUAUCUAUGCUGAGGCAGAAAAGUGGGAGGAAGUGAAGAGAAUGAGAGAGAAAAUCGGAAGGAAAGGCUUAAGAAAGAAGCCAGGCUGCAGCUGGAUAGAGAUAAAGGGCAAAGUUAAUCUCUUUGUUAGUGGAAACAAUUCACACCCACAAUCCAAAAAGAUAGAAUCUUUGCUAAAGAAGCUGAGGAGGAAGAUGAAGGAAGACGGUUAUUUCCCCAAAACCAAGUAUGCUUUGAUUAAUGCAGAUGAUAUGCAAAAAGAAAUAGCUCUCUGUGGGCACAGUGAGAAAUUAGCCAUGGUUUUCGGGUUGUUAACAUUGCCACCGAGAAAAGCAAUACGAGUAACCAAGAAUCUCCGAGUAUGCGGCGACUGUCACGAAAUGGCCAAGUUCAUGUCUAAGGAAACUGGUAGAGAAAUUGUGCUGAGAGAUUCAAAUCGAUUUCACCAUUUCAAGGAUGGUUAUUGUUCUUGCAGAGGUUUCUGGUGACUAGGCCAACACUUAUGUAU
Messenger RNA from Hibiscus syriacus, 2710 nucleotides. Its product is annotated as pentatricopeptide repeat-containing protein DOT4, chloroplastic-like. The transcript has a single exon. Gene Ontology annotation, molecular function: RNA binding; protein binding; zinc ion binding. The record is from RefSeq and is a predicted model, not a curated record. The coding region runs from base 66 to 2690 and encodes 874 amino acids. Gene Ontology annotation, biological process: RNA modification. NCBI's taxonomy places the organism in Eukaryota, Viridiplantae, Streptophyta, Magnoliopsida, Malvales, Malvaceae.